Messenger RNA from Camelina sativa (false flax), 964 nucleotides. The record is from RefSeq and is a predicted model, not a curated record. Lineage: Eukaryota; Viridiplantae; Streptophyta; Magnoliopsida; Brassicales; Brassicaceae.
GUCUUUCUUUUCAGAAUGUUGGUGACGAUUCCUCUGAAAUGGUGGACUUGUGGGGUGAUGAUAAUAAAGGAGAACUUGAGACCAAUCCUAGAAAGAUUUUCAAAAAACCUUCAAUUAUUCCAGCAGUAGAAAUUGAACAUCCAGGAUGCUCAUACAACCCUACAACUGAAAGUCACCAGGAUAUGUUGGCUGAAGCCGUUGCUCAAGAAAUGCAGAAAGUUUACAAAACUGAGUUAGGGCCUGCACCUGUUCCUCUGACUAUUGAUGGAGAUGAAGUCAGUGAAGAUGAGAGGUACUUUCUUGGAGUGGACAAAAGUCUUGGUGAUGGUGAAGAUGAAGAUGAAAAUGAUGAAGAAGUUGAGAAUGAAGUGUCAGAGGCUGGUAACAAUUUCGCAAGAAAAACAAAGAGGGUUACCCGCGUGGAAUUAAAUAAGCGAUGUAGGCAAAAGGCUCUGCGAAAAAAAGAGACAAAGGAAAAGGCUAAAAAGCAGAUCUCAAAGGAAAUUGACAGUUUACCCAAUAUCUUAAAAGAAAUAGCCCGAGAAGAUGAGGAUAAACAGAAUAAACAUUUACGACGGGUCGUCGCUAAGCAGGAAGUGCUAAAGAUACGUCCUCCUCGUUUGGGAAAGUACAAAUUUGAGGCUCCACCAGUUCAAGUCCUCUUGACAGAAGAGAUGACUGGGUCACUUCGUAAGCUGAAGGCAUGUUGCACUCUUGCAAGAGAUCGAUUCAAGAGCCUCGAGAAGCGAGGAAUACUUGUUCCCUCAAAGAACAUUAGAAGGUCUUAGGAACUCUUCUCACUAUCUGCGGCUUGUUUGAGAAAAGCUUUUGGUAGAAAUCUUUGGUAGAAAUCAACAACAAAUGCUAUCUCAAUCGACUCAUAUAUCUUGUGUUUUAACAUUAAGUUGUUUGAAAUGUUGUCAAAUUUUGAGUUAAUGAAAAAAACAAUAGAUUUUGCUACAAA